Otolemur garnettii (small-eared galago) is the source of this 1748-nucleotide messenger RNA. RefSeq names its product lectin, mannose binding 2 (gene LMAN2). Gene Ontology annotation, biological process: endoplasmic reticulum to Golgi vesicle-mediated transport; endoplasmic reticulum organization; Golgi organization. Gene Ontology annotation, cellular component: COPII-coated ER to Golgi transport vesicle; Golgi membrane; endoplasmic reticulum-Golgi intermediate compartment. NCBI's taxonomy places the organism in Eukaryota, Metazoa, Chordata, Mammalia, Primates, Galagidae. Gene Ontology annotation, molecular function: D-mannose binding. The record is from RefSeq and is a predicted model, not a curated record. The coding region runs from base 92 to 1219 and encodes 375 amino acids. The transcript is spliced from 8 exons.
AAUAAAGUCGCCACCCUCUCAGCUGCUAGGCUAUACUUUUUAACUCCUUGGAGAAGCUAAGGUUGAAGGGCUUCCGGCCGGAGACCAUUAUAUGGCACACCCGGAAGGCGGAAGUUCUGGGGGCGGAAGUGGCGGAGAGCAGAGGAGAAUGGCGGCAGAAGGCUGGUUUCGGCUCUGGGGCUGGGGCCGGCGGUGCCCGGGAAGUCCUAGGCUUACCGGCCCCGGCCCUGGCCCCACUACACCUCUAAUUCUUCUUCUGUUUCUGGGUUCUGUGGCUGCGGACAUAACUGAUGGCAACAGUGAACAUCUCAAGCGGGAGCAUUCGCUCAUCAAGCCCUACCAAGGGGUCGGUUCCAGUUCCAUGCCUCUCUGGGACUUCCAAGGCAGCACUAUGCUCACGAGCCAGUAUGUACGUCUGACCCCUGACGAGCGCAGCAAAGAAGGCUCUAUCUGGAACCACCAGCCUUGCUUUCUCAAGGACUGGGAGAUGCAUGUCCACUUCAAAGUCCAUGGCACAGGGAAGAAGAACCUCCAUGGAGACGGCAUUGCCUUGUGGUAUACUCGGGACCGCCUUGUGCCAGGGCCUGUGUUUGGAAGCAAAGACAACUUCCAUGGCUUAGCCAUCUUCCUGGACACGUAUCCCAAUGAUGAGACCACUGAGCGCGUGUUCCCGUAUAUCUCGGUGAUGGUGAACAAUGGCUCCCUGUCCUACGACCAUAGCAAGGAUGGGCGCUGGACUGAGCUGGCCGGCUGCACAGCUGACUUCCGUAACCGGGAUCAUGACACCUUCCUGGCUGUGCGCUACUCCCGAGGCCGCCUGACGGUGAUGACUGACCUGGAGGACAAGAACGAAUGGAAGAACUGUAUUGAUAUCACAGGAGUGCGGCUGCCCACCGGCUACUACUUUGGAGCUUCAGCCGGUACCGGAGACUUGUCUGACAACCACGACAUCAUCUCCAUGAAGCUGUUUCAGCUGAUGGUUGAGCAUACACCCGAUGAAGACACCAUCGACUGGACCAAGAUUGAGCCCAGUGUCAACUUCCUCAAGUCUCCCAAAGACAACGUGGAUGACCCCACGGGGAACUUCCGAAGCGGGCCCCUGACGGGGUGGCGGGUGUUUCUGCUGCUGCUGUGCGCGCUCCUUGGCAUCAUUGUUUGCGCGGUGGUGGGGGCCGUGGUGUUCCAGAAGCGGCAGGAGCGGAACAAGCGCUUCUACUGAAUGGACAUGCCUGGCCAGGAAGCACUUGACCUACGGCCCAGGAACUAAUGUGAACUUUUUUUACUGGGAUUGUAAAAGAACAACAAUAUGACCUUAUUUCUUAACUGUUUCAAAGAAAUGAUUAAAGUAUUUUCGUACAUUUUGCUUCUUGCCCAGCAGGGACAGAUGGGCAACAGGGCCAGGGCUGUGGGUCUGGUGUCCCCACAGCUGGAGUAGAGGCUGUCCUGGGGCCAGCAUUUCAGGAUGGGGGGCCUGUGCCUGGAUCUGGGCUGAGGCCCCCCACAGAGAGCUCUUGAGCACUGAAGGGACCCUGGACCACGUUGGGAUGGGCUCCUGAGGACAUGGAGUGGUGAUUUGUUCUGUGGUGUAGGAUGUGUGUGGCAGUGGAUGGGGCCUGAGCUGGGGGACCUGGGCUUCCUACUCAGCCUGAGCUGCUUCCCAAGGCAAACACUCAAGUCAGGCUGGAGGAACAGUUUGGUGGGGCCCAGAAUGUGACCAUUUGCUAAAUAAAGUGACAUAACCGAUUGUA